CGCUGUUCCAGAUCGUCAUUUCCAGUUUGUUAAGUUGAAUUACACCUCGUGGAAAGUGAACACAAUGAUUAAUAUCUAAAUUCUAUCAAUGAACCACAGUAUUUCUCGAAUUUGCACAAAUAGUCACAACCCAUGAGACUGCUAAGAUUAAGUCCAACUACGGGACUUGUAUUUUGAAUUAUGCGGUUGCAUUUUGAGGAGGAAUGGUCUGAGUGCUGCCGAGACCCGUAGUCAGUCAGUGGCACCAUGUCGGAGGGAAGCUCGGAAAGUUCCUCACAGAGAGUGACCGUGGCUGACGUACAGCAGCUGGUGAAGAAGAAAGAUGCCAUCGAGGCUCAGAUCAAAGCUUACUACGAUAUUUUGGAGGGGCAAAACAAAGCUGGAAUGGACGAGCCUUUAGUUGAUAUUGAAGGAUAUCCACGAACAGAUAUUAACGUUUAUGAAGUUCGAACAGCUCGACAUAAUAUCAUUUGUCUACAAAAUGAUCAUAAAGCCUUAAUGAAACAAAUUGAGGAAGCACUCCAUCAGCUGCAUGCACGUGACCGGGAGAAGCAUAGACUGGAUGAGGCAGAAAUGCAUUCUGAAGCAAUGGAACAGGAGAAUAGUUUACCAUCUGCUUUUGCCAAAGUAGACACUGUUAGUCCAGGCUCACCUGCCUAUAUUUCAGUAAUAGGGGUUGUGGAUCUGCAAAGUACUGUCAAAGAAGCCAUGCAGAGUUGCUGCAGUGCACCUUGUAGGUGGUAUGCACUGUUUCCACUGUACAUCAGUGGUGGAGGAAGUGAAGACUAAAGAUGGUGAAUAGGAUCACAAUCAAGCAAUCUGUUGUCUUUAAAUCACUUUUAGUUUUUUUGAGUGUUAUGGAAGCUGAACACAUCAAGGCAAAUGUAGAGAAUUCAUUGCAUCGCAUUCUGACUUGUGCCUUGUGCGUCAGGGUUUGGGACACCACGUGGGGUCACAAACUGAAAUUUUGGGAUCCUGACUGCGAGGCAGCAAUGGCUGCCAUAGAUUCUGAUCAAGUUAUAACUUGAUGUACUUCAACAGGCUUCCACACUCACACUGACCUAUUCUCGUCCCAUUUAUCUCUGUCCCUCACCCACAUUUCACUAUCCACCUCCACUCAUUCCAGCCUGUUGUACCUGUUGCACUCUUCUCCAUUCCAAGCUUGUUCUUUUCGAUUACACUGACGAGUCAUAGUGAUUUUCAAAUCUCAAAGUCUUUUCAUGGUGGGAAAAUGUGUGGGAAGCACUGCUAGUGGACAGAUUUUAGCGAUUCAGGAUGUGAGUAUCUUGCCACAGAAUUUCCAGCCCCUAACCAGCUUUUGUAAGACAGUAUUAGUAGAGCUGUUCCAGUUCAAUUUGUGGUUAAUAAUAACUCCAGGAUAUUAAUUGCAGAACAGGGAAUAGGGAGAUACUGUCAAAGGGAAGCAAUAUAGAGCAGUAUGUAUACCAUGAUGCUGUUAAGAGUGGAGUUCCAGGAUUUUCACCCAGUGACAUUGAAGGCAAUGUUGUUCCAACUGAGAAUAAUAUGUGGUUUAGAGAGGAACUUGCUGGUGAUGAUAUAACAUUAGAACUGCUGCUUUUUAUCUCUCUAGGUAAUAGGGGUUGUGGAUCUGCAAAGUACUGUCAAAGAAGCCAUGCAGAGUUGCUGCAGUGCAGUGCACCCUUUGAUACGCAAUGAUACUGUCGCAGAUGGUUAUUGCCUGCCAGUAAUCAGCCCAAGCCUGGAUAUUUCCCAUGUCUUGCUGCAUAUGGAUAUGGACUGCUUCAGUAUCUGAGGCAUUAGGAAUGGUGCUGAUCGUUCUACAAUCAUCAGUGAACUUCUGACCUUAUGAUCAUAGAUUAUUGAUGAAACAGCUGAAGAUUGUUGUGCGAGGACACUAUUUGAGGAAUUCCUGCAUUGAUAUUCUGGGGCUGGGAUGAUUGACUUCCAGUAACACAACCACCUUCGUUUUUGGUGGGUGUGACUCUAACUGAUUUCCAGUUUCUCUAGGACUCCUUGACGUCACAUUCAGUCAAAUGCUGCCUUGAUAUCAAAGACAGUCACUCUCACCUCACCUCAUAAAUUCCCCUCUUUUGUUCACGUUCGGACCAAGGCUACAAUGAGCUCAUAGGGGCUGGAUAGUUCUAGUGAAACCAAAACUUAGCAUCAGUGAGCAGGUCAUUGCUGAGUAAAUGCUGCUUGAUAGUAAUGUCCCCUUGACAUCCCUGGAUUUCAGCAACAUAUAAGUGGAAACUGACUUCUUGGGCUGAAUUUUCCAAUUUUUUAGCUAAAUGUCAUUUUCGAGGAGAUUAUUGGGGGGUUUCCGCCAUGGCCUAUGGUGACUCUUCUCAUGCAACCUCCCACUGCUCGCCUCACUAUGUCUUCAGGCUUCAUAGCACCCUUCUGAUUCAAUCAUGUGACAGUGCUUGCACCUUCUAGUUUGUCACUUGGCCCUGGGAGAAUUAUAAAUGGGUGUAAACGAUGUGAAAUUAGCCAAUAAUGAGAUGCAGUUUCAUGAAAAUAAAGUGGUUGCUGCUUACCAGUGAUAUUUUCAUCAAACUAUUGAAACUUUGAGGGGAGAAAUGUACAUUUCUUUUCUCAAUGUUGAGGAUUGGGGAUAUUUUGUUCUCACUGUAUUCUCCAAAUUUCUUGCUAUUGUCCGUGCUGCUCAAGGGCUGAGAAAGUUGUCCUACAUUUUUGAAUGAUGUUGGCAAGGCGGAAUAUGUAAGAUGACCAACAGCAGAAAACAAAGAAAAAGAACAGGAAUCUAUCAAUCACCCUCUCUGCUCCUAUGAUGCUGCUUGGCCUGCUGUGUUCAUCCAGCCCUGCACCUUGUUGUCUCGGAUUCUCCAGCAUCUGCAGUUCCUACUAUCUCAGGAAUCUAUCAAUCUUUCCUUAACACUCAGCUUGAGAUUCAGUGAAAGUAAUAUCCUCUGAACAUGCUGGGGUUUCUGUUGACCAGAAACUGAACUGGGCCAGCUAUAUAACUACUGUCAUACUGUCAUUCUGUCAUAAAUACUGUCAGGUUUGAAGUUGGGAAUUCUGCAAUGAGUAACGCACUACCUAACUCCCAAAAUCUGUUCACCAUCUAGAACACAAUUCACAAUUCAUGGGUGUGUUGGAAUACUCUCCACUUGCCUGGAUGAGUGCAUCUCCAACAACGCUCGAGCUCAACACCAAUGGUAAUGAAUGACGGUGAAAGUCAACAACUAGCUCCAUUUUAAAUAUUUUGAGGGAUCAAAUCAUCUUUGUAAAAUAAAUUACAAUACUUCUUGAAAAAUAAGGCAAUUUUAUACAGGCAAACUGUUUCUCUUUUCUUCUAGGGUUUGCAAGUUGGUGAUGAAAUUAUAGAAUUUGGUUCUGUAAAUACACAAAACUUUCAAAACUUGCAAAAUAUUGCCACAGUGGUGCAGCGCAGUGAAGGGGUGAGUGCUGUACUUGUGGAAAACACUAUGCGUUUUUGAUUACAUUUGACUGUAUUCUGAAGAAAGCUUAAUGUUCAAAUUAGUUUUUCUUGAACUUAUUGCUGUAUCUUAACCA
Molecule: messenger RNA, 3519 nt
Organism: Rhincodon typus (whale shark)
Lineage: Eukaryota; Metazoa; Chordata; Chondrichthyes; Orectolobiformes; Rhincodontidae
Gene: psmd9
Product: proteasome 26S subunit, non-ATPase 9
Exons: 4
Coding region: 247-789 (180 amino acids)
Biological process (GO): proteasome regulatory particle assembly
Cellular component (GO): cytoplasm; nucleus
Molecular function (GO): protein binding
Source: RefSeq, a predicted model, not a curated record